AUGGUCUCUUUGCUCGCCGAACUUUUCCAUAAUCUGCUGGCCUCAUCGGACCAGACGCCUCGGAAUCUAUUCGAAAAUCGAAGUCAGCAAGAAAUGACUCGCCUGUUCCGCACACUACAGUACACACCCUUUCCACACCUCAAACAGCAUCGUACUCGCCACUUGACCUCUGUCUUCGAAUCACUUCAAUUGUUGACCUUGACGAUCAACCGCUUCCACUCUUUGACUUCGACCAUGAUAUCUUUCAAUCGCGAGAAGGCUGCCGUGUUCUUCUACCUGGCCAUCAUUGCUUCGCUCCUUACGCUCACUGUCGCUCCACCAAUCAACAAUCCGCUGCAGACGAUCGACGAGGACAGAUCGCUCUCAGACGUGAGAUCGCCCCCUUUCAAUCCUAACGUCCUCACACCUCAACCCAUCAUCCACAUGCCUGAGGAUGAAGUGGACCCAUCUGCUGUUCAAUCUCGGAUCAGAAGCGUCCACAAUGAUGCACCCUGGUGGCGCAAUUGGAACAUUCCCUGGUUUAACAACCGAGAUCCAGCAGCAGGAUCGAUCUCCUCCGACAGCCAGCUUCAACAAGUUAUUCGCAACGGACCGACACGCAGUGUAUCCGACUUGAAGCCAGACGUCGCUGUCACACCCAUAGGACGUUCUUGGCUAGGGGUCAAGCUUCCUGGUAAUGCUUGGGACGGUCACGUCGUUGCCGCAAUGAGGCAGAGGGCUUGGCCAUUCUUUAUCGCUGGAAGCAACGGCGAAGCUUGGUUCGUCAAGAGUGAUGGCACUUUCAAGAGGCUCGACGGCAAUCAAAGAGGUAUCGUGUGGGACACGACGCACGCAGGUCAGAACGAGAAGGUUCCUUUCGAUAGGCUCAAGCUGCCUGGAACAGAGGCUGCCAACGUAGCCGCAGCUAAGGCUAGGAGCAGCACAUCGUGGUGGUCUAGGAUCACCAGUCUGAGCGUCCUUUGCGUACCUGUUGGAACCGGCGCGAGUGCUUAUCCUGGAAUAAGCUCAGCAAGUGUGUCCUCACCGGCCGCCGGCACCGGUACUUCGAGCGACUCGAGCUCAGAUGGGAGCUUCAGAUCUGCCACGGGGUCGUCGAUCGGUGAUCCCAGCGACUCGGACUCAGAUGGCAGCUUCAGAUCUGCUACGGGGCCACCUGACUGGCACGAUGCUGCCGACUCCGCUGCGAGCUCUCCACGCAGUCCGAGGGGCUUUGAGCGCUUCGACCGUCUAUGGCAACUCCCUUCGUCUUCUACCACCUCGGAGGAUCGCGGCUCGUCCAGCGACGAAGAAGCUCAAGGGUCGGCAAUCGCUCAAGACAGACUCAGAGUUGAGCACAAGGGCAAGAACAUCAUGGACGAUGCAGGUGCCCCAGCACUGUCGACGACGGAGAUUGGCGAGGCUUCUACUAGAUCCGCGAACGCCGCUGCCUCCGACAACGAUUUCCGUGCUGCUCGUGACGAUCGAGCUGCACGAGAUCUCCCUGCAGCACUGGUCGCAAAAAAUCUUCCAAACGGUGGGGAAGAUAUUUAUCUGACGAGCCCUGAGAAUCAGCACAUCAAAGAUGCCAUCAAGGCGCUCCCACAAUCUCGCAAUUACUAUCAGCUCGUCACGACGCCCGAUCCGGUAGCGCCAGGAGGAAGUCGAGUGUAUCGAUACUACAACGAGCCCUAUGCAAUUCGCUACGAGCGGGUACCAUAUAUGCCUCCUUUCCUCUCUCGAAUUCGGCGGCUAGAAGCGGAGGAUCAUCAACGGAAACCGCCAUCGUACGAGGAGGAACAGAUAGUCCAUGCUCCACAAGAGGGCACGCCCUCGAUCGGGACCAAAUUCUCCGACGCGCAUUGGAAGCUUCGAACUCACUUCAACGAUCUCAAAAACAUCAUUGCGAUUGGAAAGGAUCGACGCCUGGCCAACUAUCACACGACAGGCGGAGUGGCAGCUUUGUACGGUCGAGAAGAGAUUGGGAUCGGUAAAGUCAUUCCAUCGGAAGCGAGACGAAUCGCACAGGAGCUGGGCCAAGUCCACAUAUUCUACGAUCCAGACAGACCACAGGAUCAAGUGCGAGUCGCCUACAAUGGUCCACUGCUCGCGCCUGGCCGCCAGACUUCAUUGGCUCCCGCUGAACAGUUCCAUGCUUACAUUGUACCGAAGGACAGGGCACUUCCUCUACCAAAGCAUUGGAGGGACGAAGGUUUGGAUGAAAGGACGAGGUCGCUUCGGGCGCUCAGAAGAAUGAGGGAAGCCGAGAAUGGUGAAUGGAGGACGGUCGACAUACGCGAUCGUUGGCCGGCGAAGUGGGAUCAGACGACGAACGAAUGGUUGAACAAAGUGAACGGUUGGCGACAAAACGUGCAGAAUGCGCCGACGAAGGUGAAGGAAUGGUAUAGGAGCCGAGGGCAGCGUGUCGAUACUGGAACAGACCGAGCUGGGCAAGAGGCACAACAGCAAGCGAAUCGCCGCUCUAACGCAUGGAGACAAACACUCGCUGAUGCGUGGACCAAAGCCAAGGGACGAUGGACGCAGGCACGUCCCGAAGCCGACGCGGAUGCCUCCCGCGCUGCAGCCGCCGUGUCGGACAGCAGCCAGCCGUCGCCUGUCGCCAGAACAUGGACCGACAUUCUGAACAACGCUGUCCAAAAAGUCAAGCAGGCGUCCACCACAGCCAAAGCCAAAAUGACCGGCUGGAAAAAACCCCCUUCCACCGCUGCAGAGCAAAGGGUGAUCACCGAAAAUGCCCAAGAUGUCGUCCGCCCGAUCCGUCGUCGUCGUUGA
This is a messenger RNA of Pseudozyma hubeiensis SY62, 2769 nucleotides long. Its product is annotated as peptidyl-prolyl cis-trans isomerase A. Lineage: Eukaryota; Fungi; Basidiomycota; Ustilaginomycetes; Ustilaginales; Ustilaginaceae. The transcript is spliced from 3 exons. The record is from RefSeq and is a predicted model, not a curated record. Bases 1 to 2769 code for a protein of 922 amino acids.